Momordica charantia (bitter melon) is the source of this 2014-nucleotide messenger RNA. RefSeq names its product alpha/beta-Hydrolases superfamily protein. The record is from RefSeq and is a predicted model, not a curated record. Gene Ontology annotation, molecular function: monoacylglycerol lipase activity; short-chain carboxylesterase activity. Gene Ontology annotation, biological process: lipid metabolic process. Lineage: Eukaryota; Viridiplantae; Streptophyta; Magnoliopsida; Cucurbitales; Cucurbitaceae.
UUGUCUAUAACACACAGUCACACACACAAUCACAAAACACACGGGCAGAUCUCUGCUUUGUUUAUUGUUUUCUCCGUGUCCAUCUCUAAUCCAGACCUCUGCUUGCUUCCAUGGAUUCCUCCGUCACCUUCUCUCCCGCUUCUCCCUAUCAACUUCUCUUCAAUGCACUCUCCCUCGUUCCCCUCUCUCACCUUCUCGUUGCUCUCCUUAUCAUCUUCGUCGUUCUCCUCUACAAUUUCUUCGAGAUUCAUUUUCUUCACGACUUCAUCCGUGGAUUCAGAGGCGACCGCGUUUCCAUCACUGCCUCCGACCCCGACUUCUAUCAAUCCGUUGUUUCCAAGUGCCGGAUUCUUCACGGCAGGUACUUGUCUACUCCAUGGCUUUCCAGUCCUCAUCUCCAGACUAUUUUCCUCAGCAUUUUCGGCAGGCCUCCUCCUGUUUCCUAUAAAAGACAGUUAUUCCGUGUACCUGAUGGUGGAACAAUUGCCUUGGAUUGGCUUAGGAGUUCUGAAGUUAAAUGGGACGGCUAUAGUGUGAAUGUUAGCACUCCUGACAAUGAGAAAAUACCAACCGUUAUAGUCAUUCCUGGACUAACCAGUGACUCUUCUGCAGUCUAUAUUAAGCAUUUUGCAUUUUGGAUGGCAAAACACGGAUGGAAUGUUGUUGUGAGCAAUCAUCGUGGUCUUGGUGGCAUAUCACUUACUUCUGAACGCCUCUAUAAUGCUGCAUGGACUGAGGAUAUUAGGAGAGUGGUUGGCCAUAUUCAUAGUCAACAUCCAGACGCCCCUCUGUUUGUUGUUGGAACUAGUAUUGGCGCAAAUGUUCUGGUGAAAUACCUCGGAGAGGAUGGUGCUAAUGUCCCUAUUUGCGGUGCUGCUGCUAUUUGCUCCCCUUGGGAUCUUUUGAUAUGUGACAGGUUCAUUAAUCGCAGGCUUGUUCAGAGUUUUUAUAAUAAAGCUUUGGCGCAUGGCUUACAAGGUUUUGCGUUAUUGCAUCAAUCCAACUUGUCUCAACUUACAGAGUGGGAAUCCAUUAAGAAGUCACGUUCAGUUCGUGAUUUUGACCACUACGCUACACGCAUCCUUGGAAAUUUUGAGACCGUUGAUGCAUAUUACAGGCACGCCACUAGUUCUACCUGUGUAGGAAAUGUAGCAGUGCCACUUCUCUGUAUCAGUGCUUUGGACGAUCCAUUGUGCACAAAAGAAGCCAUUCCAUGGGACGAGUGUAGGGCAAAUAGGAAUGUUGUUCUAGCAACGACACUGCGUGGAGGACACCUAGCCUUCUAUGAAGGAAUAACUGCCAGCAGCCUGUGGUGGGUGAGAGCUGUUCAUGAAUUCCUUGGCGUACUGCAUUCCAGUCCAUACAUCGGCGUAAUGAAGCAGAUGCAAAAGAGUCAGACAACAGCUCCUACUCCGAGCUUUGCCAUCGACAAGGGUCCUUACGUGAGUGUUUUGGAAGAUGGAAUGGUGACUGCUGUAGGUGACGAGGAGCAAACAGAUGACAGUGUGCAAGACUUGGCAAUCGAGCAAACGGAAAAUGUUAGUCCAAAUGACACAGACAAAGAAAAGGCUGACCAUUUUAGGAAGAAUGACCAAUCAGAGCGGUACCAAGAGAAUAAUACAACACAUGUUACAACUCCCAUAAGGAAAUGCAUAGAUAGUCUUUCACGCCAGAGUGGGAAAUCAAUUUGGCUGCUCGCCUACAUUGCCAUCGUCACAACUUGGCCAAUGGUGCGCCCAGCUCUCUCGUUACUCUUUAGGAAGAGAUAUAAAAAUGCCUCACCUGGAGGAUCACGCAAAAGAUAGAAUUUCGUGUCAUUAAGUAGUAAUAAUAGUAAGUUACUGUUCAAUGGAAAUAAAAUAAUGGAGAAAAGGUUAGAAUUACAUUUACUGUAGUUUGUUAGGAAACAAGAAAUCUGAAACUAGUAUCGUAUUUUAUUGUUCUUUUCCAACUCUUCAUGUAUCAGUUCUGUUAUUAAAAAGAAGUAUAAAAUUGAUCUCUGGUUACUCCAUUU